Messenger RNA from Arctia plantaginis, 768 nucleotides. Lineage: Eukaryota; Metazoa; Arthropoda; Insecta; Lepidoptera; Erebidae. The record is from the annotation of a GenBank genome assembly.
AUGGCCGGGUCACAUAAUUUAGUCCUCUUGAUAUCUGUUGUUACUAUGUUACCAUCGAUAUAUUCAAUGCAAAUACAGCGCUUGCCGUAUAUGCAGUUAUCACAAAAUGCCGGAACACAAGAAUUAUCGCAUUCGUCUGUAGUUAAAUAUUCCGAUUCACCAAGCUCUCAAGAGGGUGGUGUAUUAUAUCUGGACAGAAUUGGACAGCGAGAAAGAAUAACAAUGGAUAGUACCCUCAUUCAACCAGAUUCAAAUGGUCCUAUAGUACCAGAAUCAUGUAAACACUCCUAUUGUGAAGAAGUGAUCAACUACCCUGAAGAAGCCGUUAGCAGUCUUAUCGCCACGCUGGGAGAAGGCGUCAGUCUGCAGGUCGAUAAAUUGGAUCAACCGGAUUUUACUCAGAGGGUUUCCAUUGAUGGAAAUAUUGAACUUUGCGAAGCUCAAGAAACGUUGGUGUACCCAAGAGCUGGCAUCGGUUAUGAUAACAAACAGCACUUUCUAGUGAACGGAAAAAGUGAGAGAAAUAAGGUACAAGGCUUUAGAGUGCAAAGUUGCCUGGCAACAGAAUGCCAGUGUAAUAGAGUUGUUGUUGGUUAUCAAGACGGGUACAGGGGACGCUGUAAACAGUUCUAUGUUUAUCGCACGGCCACAGCUUUCAUAAUGACAAACAGCACACACGCAGAACAAUACCAGGUACAAAUAAAGUUGCCCGGUUAUUGUGCAUGCAUAGCCGAACCUUGUAUCGAGGAUUGCGAUGAUAUGCAAUAG